AUGCUCUUGCGAUUCAGGUGGAUUCCUGUUAACAAGAGUGGCUGGCGCGCGGAGUCUGCAAUGAGCGGCCUGUGUUUGAAGAUGUACCAGCCUUCAUCUACAAUGAGGCAUGAGAGUUCUACCCUUUUUUUUGAGAUGAGUGCAGAAGCCUUGCGAACAGAUGCGCUGCAUUGCUGGGCACGAGCAGGGGGCCAACCCCGGCGAAGUCCGGCGUUGAGGGGCAGGAUGGCGCUUUGCAUCGGCUCUUAUCAAGGCCCUAGGAUUCCACAUGUGGAACACGGCCGAGAUGUGACG
Molecule: messenger RNA, 294 nt
Organism: Cladocopium goreaui
Lineage: Eukaryota; Dinophyceae; Suessiales; Symbiodiniaceae
Source: the annotation of a GenBank genome assembly